AUGACUCAACUGGCGAUGCUCGUGCUGGCGAUGGCCAUGGUCGGAGGGGCUGAAGCGACCUGCUGUGGAGAUGCGACGAGGGAGGGGACUUACGUUCAGCUCAACGGAAGCUCUCUGCUGACGACAGGAGCCGGAGCAGACGCGCUGUACAGCUCUUCCUUCACCGUCCAGCUCUUCUUGAAGCUCAGCGAGUCUGCGGUACCUCAGCCCGUGAUCGGGUGCAUGAACGCGACGGAGACGAGGGGAUGGCGUGUGAGCUGCUCGUCCUCUCAGUGCUGCUUCAGCGCCUACGUGGAGGGCUCCUCCUCCCCUGCCCUCCGCUCUUUCUGCGCGAAUGAUCUCUCCCUCACCAACUGGACGCACCUGACGGUUCGGUUCACCGCCAGCGCCUCCUUCAUCCCCGGAGUCACCAGCAGCAGACGCCCAGCUGCCGCGUCUCUCUUCGUGGAUGGGGUCAAAAGGGCGGAGGCAUCGUGGGGGGACCCGGGAGUGAUCUGGAGAAAGGAGAGCUACGUCGGUUACCCUGCCCUCACGGUCGGAGGGUCGCGGGACUGGGACGCGGAAUCAAGGAGCUUCAUGGUGGGAGACGUGGACGAGCUGCGAGUGUGGAACGAGUCGAUACCCGACCAGCAGAUCCUCGACUCCGCCUUCGAAGUCGCUGCCUGCCCCUCCUCCUCCUCCUCCUUCAACCGCGUCGCGUCGAUCACAAGCCUUUCCAACCUCAUCCUCUACCUUCGGAACCCGCAGCAACCCUCGCAGUCCAACUACAAUCAGCUGCAAGGCUCCUCCCUCUCCCUUUCCUUGUCCCCGGCUGGGUCGAGCAUCCAGGUCGGCAGCGGUGGGCUGUACAUGCACAAGUCACCCGUGAUCGAGCUCAGCCCCAGCAGCCGGGGGGUUCUGUUCAGCGCCUUCACCCCUCAGUCUGACACCUCCAUCUCCUUGGCAGCCCUCGCCUCACAGCAAGAGAUGGCCUAUGUCGACCUUCUCGUGCGCGACCCCAACUACGACGACGUGCUCGCGCUCACAUCCCCGCUCAAGUUCAUCGCUCACAACACCAGCAGCAUCUCCUACUUUUCAUGUCUCGAUCGCUUCCUUGGCUUCUCCCGUAUGGAGGCCUACGACGCUGUCGAUGGGCCCGACCAGGACGGCUGGGUCUCCUUCGCGGGUGUUAGCGGCUACGACGCUCUGUCAGCUGGAGGUGUGCUGAAUGCCGUGACCAACUCGCCGCUUGACAGCGCCGGCGUCGCCUCCCAGUUCGUCCACCUGGGGCAGAACCUGGCGAGCUCGGGCUAUCUUCCCCCUCAUACCCAGACUCAGUCGCAGAUAGUCCUGCGGGUAGUUAUGGCUCACAACCUCUCGGCAGACUGGUGGGUCCCGCAGGCCGGCUACGAGCUCGUCUCCUCCCUUGCGAGCUUCUCCCGCUGCUCGGGUAGCAGGCAGGAUGUCGAGCUGAAGCUCCAGCUGGGCGUGCACCUUUCGCCAGAGUUCGUCGACGCCUCCAACUACAACCAGCCGAGCCGAGGAGGAGAGAGCCUGUCCGCCUUCUCCUACCCCGCCAUGCAGCAGGCGCAGCAGGCGGUGGCUCCCGGCGCGCACUAUGUGGUGGGCUACGGGCAGAGUCUGGAUCUGCGGGUGCGGGCGAGGGAUCGAAACGCAGGAGACAAGGUCUGCGUGCUGGUGAGCGAAGACCCCGGAGUUCCACUAGGAGAGUGGAGCAGCACUUCCUCGGGGAGCAAGCUGACGUCGGGGUGCCAUGCUAAUCUGCUCUUCACCGAGCAAGUGCCGCUAGUGGCAGGAGCCUCCGCCUUCUGCUCCGGGGCCUGUCAGCUGUCCUCGUGCGACGCGGGUCUCAGUUCCUUCCUCCCUCCUCCGCAGUUCGAUCGCACGUUCCACUACACCCCGUCCGUCGCUGCGGUCGGAGGAAUCUACCGCGUGUGCUUCCAAGCUCAGUCAAAGCAGCCAGACGGAGACAACUUCCCGGUCAAGGACCCAUCCUCUUCCUACUCCCGCUCGCUGCUCUGCGUGGUGAUCGAGGUGGUUCCCCCGGCCCCCGUCCUCCUCACGCAGCCGCUCAUCUACGAGGCGGUGGUUGGCUGCAAGCUGGAGCUGCUGCUGGUAGUGGAGGACAGGAGGCUCAACGCUUCAGCCACUGGAAUGAUGCAGACAGACAUGAACGGGGCGGCUCCUCAGCCCUUGCAGUACGUCCUCUCCUUCUCUCCUGCCGGCAGCUCCAAGUGCUUCAACACCCACUGCGAUCCUCUGCCUUCCCUCCCCCAGGGCGCCUGCCUCCCCUGCUCCUCUCCUGCUCCCCUCAACUCCGUCACCCUCGAGUGGACGCCUGCGCGGCAGGAUGCGCUCUACAAGCCCUACACACUCUGUCUGGACGCGUCGCUGGUGGGAGGGACGUGGGGGAAGCAGCAGGUCGGGUGCGUGCAAGUGAGGGUGCGUAAGUGCCAGGAGUGCGUGCGAGGAGGAGAUACGCUGGAGAGCAUCGCGAGGAGCUUGAAGAUCGGCUACCUCGACCUCUACAUGUGGAACCCCUUCCUUGAACGCCCCGACCACCUGCUCCCCGGCAUGGCCGUCUCCACGGGAUCCGUCUACACAGUGCGGGAAGGUGAACGAGAGUCUAAGCAAGGGGGAAGAGCUUUGCGUGCAGAUGCCUCUGUGUCGGGUUGA
This is a messenger RNA of Guillardia theta CCMP2712, 2676 nucleotides long. RefSeq lists its product as hypothetical. The transcript is spliced from 3 exons. The record is from RefSeq and is a predicted model, not a curated record. NCBI's taxonomy places the organism in Eukaryota, Cryptophyceae, Pyrenomonadales, Geminigeraceae. Bases 1 to 2676 code for a protein of 891 amino acids.